AUGGACCCCUCCGAGAUCCGCACAUACGAAACCAAAGCAUGGAACGCCCUCUGCCACUCCGGGCCUUCCCUUCUCCCACUCCUCGCCAAAGACUGCAUCAUGCUCUUCCCCGGCGGCAUGAUGCUCUCUGACAAAACUCUUCGCUCUACUCUCACUGGCGAUAUGUUCCAGCCGUGGGAGUCAUACACCAUUUGUGAGGAUCGCGUGGUGCCCCUCGACGCCAAUGGACGAGUUGCCCUGGUCGUGUACAAAGUCACUGCAGAACGGGACGAUGUAAAUGGCGGAGAUACGGUUGCCUUUCGUGCACUUUGCUCGAGUAUCUGGCGUCAGAGAGCGGGUGAUCGGGGUUUGGGAGGGUGGGAGAUGGUUUCGCAUCAGCAGACUCCGGUUUUAGAUACACCGUGGUGA
Messenger RNA from Penicillium alfredii, 408 nucleotides. RefSeq names its product nuclear transport factor 2 family protein. Bases 1 to 408 code for a protein of 135 amino acids. The record is from RefSeq and is a predicted model, not a curated record. Lineage: Eukaryota; Fungi; Ascomycota; Eurotiomycetes; Eurotiales; Aspergillaceae. The transcript has a single exon.